Molecule: messenger RNA, 964 nt
Organism: Arabidopsis arenosa
Lineage: Eukaryota; Viridiplantae; Streptophyta; Magnoliopsida; Brassicales; Brassicaceae
Source: the annotation of a GenBank genome assembly
CAGAAUUUUAUCAUUAUCUCUGCUAAAAAGCUUCACUUGCCGUUGAAUAAACGAAAAAUGGAGGAGAACGAGCGCUUGUCGAUGAAGAGGAAAGAUUUUGACAGAGUAAACGACGAAUUCUCUGAUUUUUCCCUCUCUUCUCCCGCCAGGAAGAUUCGUCGUCUGGAUGUGGAUUUGCCACCGAUUAUGGAGGAAGAGGAAAUUGAUUUGCCGAUGCAAGAUACGUCCGCGGAAGAAAUUGAGCUUGAGCCGGUGAACAAUGACAGAGCAAUUGUUCUAUUUAAGCCUCUUCAUUAUCAGCAUCCUUCUUCUUCUGGAAACCUAUUUGUUGAUAGAGACUUGAUUUCUGGGUUUAAGAAUAGGUUUCUUCGCGAUGUAUCAAUAGCUGAUGAUAAUCACUAUGAAGAUCAGAGAUCCAACAAAUGCCAAGCAGUUGUUUGCUGGAAUCCUUCUCAGUCUACUUACUCACAGCCCAUAGGAACCUUCCAACAACCGCGUACACUAGAGAUUACUGAGUUGGAUGAAACAGGUGAGGAUGCGGUAAUGGAUGACGCAGCCAAUGAGAUAGAAGAGGAUAAUGGAAGCGCCACUCUAUCUUUUCCUCAUGAAGGACAGCAGCAAGAGCCCACCUUUGGUUUUGGCUUGCAUCAGUGGCAGCAACAACAAAACUGUAUGAUUCCUCAGCUUCCUCAAGUCAGUACUACUCCCACUCCCAUCACUUGGUUCAGAUGAUACGGCUUAAGCACGGGAGACAGGAGCCCACCAUCAGCGAAUAGGGAAUCCACGAAGCAGAGUAGUAGAGGCAGAUUUGUUGUUAGUUUUGUUUCUGCCUUUUGCGCGGAUUAGAGAUAUGGCGUAGUUUUGUUGCUGUAUGUACCAAACUAAUGGCUUCAGCUAUAUCUCCCCUAGGGUUGUUUGGAAUAUUAUCUUUUGGAUGUCGCUAAAAUAACCUGAGAUUAACGUU